AUGUUUUGUGAGCAGAAACAUAUAUUCUCCUCCUCCUGCUCGUCUUCUUUGUGCGCUCCUUCUGCUGCUCCUCCCCUUGCUGCUCCUCCUCUUGCUCCUCCACUUCUUGCCGCUCCUCCCCUUGCUGCUCUUCCUGCUGCUCCUCCUCCUGCUGCUCCUUCUCCUGCUGCUCCUCUUCCUGCUGCUGCUCCUUCUGCUGCUCCUCCUCCCCUUACUGCUCCUCUUGCUGCACUUCCUCCUGCUGCUGCUCUAUUACUGCUCCUCCUGCUGCUCCUCUUCCUGCUGCUCCUCCCCCUUACUACUGCUCUUCUUGCUGCUCCUCUUCUUGCCUCUCCUCUUGCUGCUCCUCCAAGCAAGAGGGGGAGCAGCAAGAGGAGGAGAAGCAGGAGGGGCAGCAGGAGGAGGAGUAGGAAGGGGAGGAACAGGAGGAGGAGCAUCAAGGGUAGGAGCAGCAGGAAGAGGAACAGCAGGAAGAAGACAAGGUUCUUUAAUAUACUAAGGGUCAAGCAUGGAUAA
Stegodyphus dumicola is the source of this 516-nucleotide messenger RNA. RefSeq names its product oleosin-B6-like. NCBI's taxonomy places the organism in Eukaryota, Metazoa, Arthropoda, Arachnida, Araneae, Eresidae. The record is from RefSeq and is a predicted model, not a curated record.